GUAGUAGCCCCAAAUGAAAAAAAACUCACAAACAAAAAGAACAGUUUUAUUUAUCUGCCUAAAGUUGCAACCUUUAAUUUGAGUCUGCUCCUAAUUCACACUACACACUGACCCUGCUUUGUUAAGUCAAAUUUAUACAUACAUAUACAUAUAUACACACAAACCCCAUUUCACCUAACAGUGUUCAACCCCACUUGGGCUUCUUGAAUUGUCAAUUUAAGAUGAUGGGCUAGCUGGGUUUUGGUCAUUUUAAGCUCUUGAGGAUAAAGGAUACCAAGUACACUGUAUAAGUAUCUCAGGAACGGAAACAAUGACUUCAUCUACUGCUCCCCCUCUUUCCCAUGAACCUGAUAAUUAUGAUGAGUUUUCUAUGCACCAGGACUUGCUCUUUUCAGAUAGUCUUAAGGACUUGAAGAAUUUGAGGAAGCAGCUGUACUCAGCUGCCGAAUAUUUUGAAUUAUCUUACACCAAUGAUGACUCAAGGCAGAUAGUGGUUAGUACUUUGAAAAAUUAUGCCAUUAAAGCUCUUGUCAAUACUGUGGAUCACCUAGGCUCUGCGAGCUACAAAGUUAAUGACUUUCUGGAUGAAAAAGUUAACGAAGUUACUGGAACAGAGAUAUUUGUAUCUUCCAUUGAACAGAGAGUAAGGACUUGCCAGACGCAUAUUGAUCAAGAGGGGCUCUCUCAGCAGUCACUGGUGAUAAAUACCCCGAAAUAUCACAAGCAUUAUAUAUUACCAGCUGGAGAGAUCAUGCACGGUACAAACCAGUCUAAAACCAAAGAUGAAGAGAGUGUUAUGGAUAGUGAAGAUCACUGGCAUGAUAUUAAGAAUGUUGUUCGAGCAACAAUAGUAGAAAACCAACCAUCUUUAGUCAGAAAAGGGCGAUCUCAAUCACCUUCUCAGCGACCAUCUCGGCAAUCUGGGAACAUUUUAUCCAAUGGACGAGGAACAACAGUAGAACACCAACCUUCUUUGGUCAGAAAAGGGCGAUCUCAGUCACCUUCUCAGCGACCACAACAACCUGGGAACUUUUCAUCUAAUGAAAACAUGUCUAAAAAGGAUCAUGUGGUGCAAGAGAAGCGAACAGUUUCACCACACCGAUUUCCACUUUUACGUACUGGAUCCCUCUCUAGCAGGCCAACCGCUCCAAAUUCAAGAGCCACAACUCCAACUCCAUUAUCAAGAUCAACUACACAAGAUUUGAGUAGAUCCGCCACACCAAAUUUGAGUAGAUCUACAACACCAAAUUCUAGACAAGGGUAUCCUUCUGAGCCUCGAAAAUCAGCUUCAAUGCGCCUCCCUUCAGAUAGAGGAAGCCCAAAAGAGAACAAUCCAAUCCCUACCAAGGGUAAACGUCUGCUUAAGGCGUUGCUUAGUAGACGCAAGUCAAAGAAAGAUGAAACAUUAUACACUUACUUAGACGAAUACUAGAUGUAUUAUAACAAAGGCAAGAUGACUAGAAGGUUCAUUAGCAAAUACCAACUUCAAUUUGUGCCGAUCACUUUGUAUCUUCAUGUUGUUUAUACAAAGUUGGUGGUAACUAGUGAGCAUUAUAUGUUUAUUAAAAGUAAAUUAUUGAAAUUCAUUAAUCUUCGAUUGUUCUCCCAA
Molecule: messenger RNA, 1609 nt
Organism: Daucus carota subsp. sativus
Lineage: Eukaryota; Viridiplantae; Streptophyta; Magnoliopsida; Apiales; Apiaceae
Product: protein ABIL2
Exons: 11
Coding region: 311-1432 (373 amino acids)
Source: RefSeq, a predicted model, not a curated record